Messenger RNA from Emiliania huxleyi CCMP1516, 195 nucleotides. RefSeq lists its product as hypothetical. The record is from RefSeq and is a predicted model, not a curated record. The transcript is spliced from 2 exons. Gene Ontology annotation, biological process: ubiquitin-dependent protein catabolic process. NCBI's taxonomy places the organism in Eukaryota, Haptophyta, Isochrysidales, Noelaerhabdaceae. The coding region runs from base 1 to 195 and encodes 64 amino acids.
AUGGACCCGGUCAAGCUUAUCGCGUCGGACGGCACCGAGAUUAUCCUCGACCGGCAGGCGGCGAUGGUCUCCGGGACCAUCAAGUCCAUGCUCGGCGGGCCAGUGGCGCGUAGGUCGCCCUUGGGCCACUUUUUCGGGCGUUGCGGCCCCAGCGCGGCGAGAAGGCGGCACGCUCGGGCCCGCUGGGGGAGGUGA